Messenger RNA from Coccidioides posadasii C735 delta SOWgp, 1888 nucleotides. RefSeq lists its product as uncharacterized. Gene Ontology annotation, cellular component: plasma membrane. Lineage: Eukaryota; Fungi; Ascomycota; Eurotiomycetes; Onygenales; Onygenaceae. Gene Ontology annotation, biological process: adenine transport; guanine transport; transmembrane transport. The record is from RefSeq and is a predicted model, not a curated record. Gene Ontology annotation, molecular function: purine nucleobase transmembrane transporter activity.
AUGAAGGACUGGGGAGACCGCAUCAAUAAUGCGGUCGCAAAGACGCGUUUUGGAUACUGGUUUCGCCUUGAGGGCUCGGCCCAUCGACGCGAGCGCAAGGGCGCAAAGUUCCUGACCGAGAUCCGUGCCGGCCUCACCACCUUUUUCGCAAUGGCGUAUAUCAUCUCCGUAAAUGCGAACAUCCUCACAGAUUCCGGCGGCACGUGCGUGUGCAAUGAUCCUGAGGAUCCGAAGUGCAUGAACAAUGUGGAGUAUAAUUUGUGUUUGAAUGUGAUUAGACGAGAUAUAAUCACCGCGACGGCGGCGAUUGCGGCCUUGUCGUCGUUUUGUAUGGGGUUGUUUUCGAAUAUGCCGGUUGCUUUGGCGCCGGGAAUGGGCUUGAACGCUUAUUUCGCAUAUAAUGUCGUCGGAUUCCAUGGCACGGGGACGGUGAGCUAUCAGCUGGCUCUGACAGCAGUUUUCGUUGAGGGUUUUGUUUUCGUUGGCUUGUCAAUUCUCGGCUUGCGCCAAUGGCUAGCGAGAGCGAUUCCCAGAUCAAUCAAGUUGGCGUCUGGCGUUGGAAUUGGCCUAUAUCUAACUCUCAUCGGGUUAACGUACAGCGCCGGCAUUGGUGCCGUCACCGGUGACACAAGCACUCCUGUGACUUUGGCAGGAUGUAUUCCAGGUGCGAUGGACAAGAAUGGCACGUGUCCAUCCUGGGCUAAAAUGCGAAGCCCAACAAUGUGGAUAGGGAUUUUCUGCGGCGGUGUUCUGACAGCCGUGCUGUUGAUGUACCGCGUUAAAGGCGCGAUCAUAGCCGGAAUCCUUCUCGUAUCGAUCAUUUCCUGGCCCCGGCCUACGGAUGUCACUUUCUUCCCCCACACCCCUGAAGGCGACGACUCUUUUAACUUCUUCAAAAAAGUCGUAACGUUCCACAAGAUAGAGAAAACACUCGCCGUGCAAGAAUGGGAUCUCAGCAAAGCAGGUGGCCAGUUCGGCCUUGCUUUGAUUACAUUCCUCUACGUCGACAUUCUCGACAUGACCGGCACUCUGUAUUCGAUGGCCCGCUACUGUGGCGCUAUCGAUGAACGGACUCAAGACUUUGAAGGUUCGGCAACCGCAUAUCUCGUCGACGCUCUCAGUAUUUCCGUCGGCUCACUCUUUGGUUGCUCGCCCGUGACUGCCUUUGUCGAAUCUGGUGCAGGUAUAUCUGAGGGUGGUGCCACAGGUAUCACGGCCAUGGUCACCGGUCUCUGCUUCUUUGUCUCCAUUUUCUUCGCUCCCAUAUUUGCGUCUAUCCCCCCGUGGGCAACGGGCUGUACGCUCAUCCUUGUCGGCUCCAUGAUGACGAAAGUCGCGGCGGAUAUUAACUGGAAGUAUAUGGGCGAUGCGAUACCGGCUUUUGUAUGUCUCGCCAUGAUGCCGUUUACAUACUCUAUCGCAUACGGAUUGAUCGCUGGAAUCUUGACAUAUGCUCUGUUGAAUACAAUUACGUGGGUACUGGAAAAGUCUUCUGGGGGUCGAUUGGUGCCGGAGAAUAAGACGUUCAAGGAGCCUUGGACGUAUAAGAUUCCUGGAGGAAUUUUGCCAGGGUGGCUAGUAAGAUUGAUAGGAGGCAAAAAGGAUUUCUGGCGCGACGACACCGUCGAUAUUCCCUCGACGCAGACAUCGACUUCACUCACCCCGGGUAACGAGUCGAUUCUUGCUGUCGACAAAGACCCAAUGCAUGCUCAGAUAGGAGAGUAUAGCCGUCCUGAAAAACAUGAUUAACUGCAAAGAAAUUAGCGAACUAUGGGGAUUUAUUUAGCGAAUCCAGAGAGUAUCGGUGAUUCGAUAUCAUAUCCAGGAGAUAUUGCAGAGAGAUAUUUUGGUCAUGGCCAUGAGAUCGGCUCUAGGAUGGUCUAAAUUA